Molecule: messenger RNA, 1442 nt
Organism: Labrus bergylta (ballan wrasse)
Lineage: Eukaryota; Metazoa; Chordata; Actinopteri; Labriformes; Labridae
Source: RefSeq, a predicted model, not a curated record
GCUGUGUUUCUGUGUGCGUCUGUGUUUCAGUACUGGACAGAUUUCUACCUGCAGUGGAACACGUCCGACUAUCCUGGUGUGACCAACGUCAGAUUCCCCGACAACCAGAUCUGGAGGCCGGACAUCCUGCUGUACAACAGUGCUGAUGAAAGGUUCGACGCCUCAUUCCACACCAACAUCCUGGUCAACUCCUCUGGAUACUGUCAGUACCUGCCACCAGGGAUAUUUAAAAGCACGUGUUACAUCGACGUCCGCUGGUUUCCCUUUGACGUGCAGCGCUGCGACCUGAAGUUCGGCUCGUGGACGUACGGCGGCUGGUCUCUGGACCUGCAGAUGAUCGAGGCGGACAUCACCGGAUACAUUGCCAACGGAGAAUGGGACCUCGUGGAGGUUCCUGGCCGCAGAAACGAGCGUUUCUACGACUGCUGCAAAGAGCCGUACCCAGACGUGACCUUCACCGUGGUGAUGAGGAGGAGAAACGUCUACUACGGACUCAACCUCCUCAUCCCCUGCGUCCUCAUCUCCACCCUCGCUCUCCUCGUCUUCCUGCUGCCCGCCGACUCUGGAGAGAAGAUCUCCCUGGGUAUCACCGUGCUGCUCUCUCUGACCGUCUUCAUGCUGCUGGUGGCUGAGAUCAUGCCGGCGACAUCUGACUCAGUUCCCCUCAUAGCUCAGUACUUUGCCACCACCAUGGUGAUCGUGGGUCUGUCCGUCAUCGCUACAGUUCUGGUUCUGCAGUAUCAUCACCACGACCCCGACGGACACAUGCCUCAGUGGACUCGGGUGAUUCUGUUGAACUGGUGCGCCUGGUUCUUGAGAAUGCGGCGUCCGGGCGAGGCGAAGGUCCGCCUGGCGUGUCAAAAUGCCUCGAAGCGUCAGCGCAGCAGUCUGUCCAGCCUGGAGCUGAGCGUCAGUCAGGGCUCUCUGCGACAUCAACCGCCCGUAACCAACGGCAACCUGCUGUAUGUGGGCUUCAGGGGGAUGGAAGGGCUUCACUACACCUCCUCUGCUGAACCCGAGCUCCUCUGCUCUCGGCUGAUGGGAGGCGGCGGGCGCGGAGGAGGACAUGCUGAGAGCAGGGGCGGAGCCGGAGGAAGGGGAGGGAGGGGUUAUAGGGGCUUGACCGUGGAAGCGGAGCUGAACCUGAUCCUGGAGGAGGUGAGGUACAUUGCCCGGCGUUUCCGACAGGACGAGGAGGAGACGCUGUGCAACGAGUGGAAGUUUGCUGCGGCGGUGAUCGACCGGCUGUGUCUGGUGGCAUUCUCGCUCUUCACCAUCCUCUGCACCAUCGGCAUCCUCAUGUCCGCUCCAAACUUUGUGGAGGCCAUUUCUAAAGAUUUCUUCAGCUGAGGAGGAGGAGGAGGAGAGCUGACCGACCGAUCCUGAUGUCUUUUGUUUUCUACUCUAAUAACGUACAGACCCAAACCAGCAACCUGAACGUC